Molecule: messenger RNA, 2859 nt
Organism: Leptomonas pyrrhocoris
Lineage: Eukaryota; Euglenozoa; Kinetoplastea; Trypanosomatida; Trypanosomatidae
Product: putative DNA topoisomerase III
Exons: 1
Coding region: 1-2859 (952 amino acids)
Biological process (GO): DNA topological change
Cellular component (GO): nucleus
Molecular function (GO): DNA topoisomerase type I (single strand cut, ATP-independent) activity; DNA binding; zinc ion binding
Source: RefSeq, a predicted model, not a curated record
AUGCCGACGUGGCUGAGUGUGGCUGAAAAGCCAAGCGUUGCGAAGGAGUUGGCGCACAGCCUUUGUGGCGGAAACUGCCACACCAUUGCCUCCUUGUCCCGCUUUAACCCUGUAUUCGAGUUCAGCUUUGAAGGCAAAACGAUGUUGGUCACCUCCGUCUCCGGCCAUCUCAUGGAGGACCAGUUUCCGCCCAACACCAAGAACUGGGCCUCGUACCCAUUUCAGGGUCUCUUCAGCGCAAAGAUCACCAAGUACGUACGCGCCGACCUCGAGCCGGUCAAGAAGAACCUGGAGGCUCUUGCAAGUCGAGCUGACACCCUCGUCCUGUGGCUGGACUGCGAUCGCGAAGGCGAAAACAUCUGCUUUGAGGUGAUGCAAGUCGUGCAGAGCAAAAGGCCCCGUGUGCAGGUGAAGCGAGCUCACUUCUCCGCCCUCACCUCCCGCGAUCUGCUGCACGCCGUGCACAACUUGCAGGCCCCCAAUAAGCGCCUUUCGGAGGCGGUGGAGGCGCGUCAAGAGAUGGACCUGCGCAUAGGGGCGGCUUUUACGCGCUACCAAACCGUCAAGUUCCGCCACCUGUUUGAGGAGAUCCCUGGGGUGUUAAGCUUCGGCCCCUGCCAGUUCCCGACGCUAGGCUUCAUCGUGCGGCGGCACUGGCAACAGCAGGGUUUUGUACCUGAGGAGUUCUUCACGCUGAGCGUCCAGCACGGCGACACAAAGUUCCACAGCAGUCGUGGCUCCAUGUACGAUCAGGUGGCGGCGACGCUCGUCUACGAAAGCAUGUUGCAGACGGCUGCAGAGGAAGGCCACACGGGCCGCAUUACAGACGUGCAGCAGCGCCCAAGUCAUCGACGACCGCCCGUUCCGCUCGCCACGGUGGUGAUGCAGAAACUCGCCGCCACGCACUUGCGCAUCUCAUCUGAGCGGUGCAUGACACUGGCCGAGUCGCUCUACCAAGAAGGUCUCAUUUCCUACCCCCGCACGGAGACGGACUCGUACACCUUCCAACAAAACGAACUACUCGAUUUGGUGCGCGCGCAGACAUCGAACGCCGACGUGGCGGACUUCGUCCAUGCGAUGUUGGCGGACACGGCUACCCGUGUGCGUCCCCCGCUACGCGGCGGUCACAACGACAAGGCCCACCCGCCGAUACACCCCACCAAGGCGUGGAAUGCGACGCAGGAGGAUCGCGGGAAGCUGUACAACUUAAUUGUGCGCCACUUCCUCGCCUCCCUGUCGCCCGACGCCGUGGCAGCAACGACGCGCGUGUCGGCCGAGUUCGGCGGUGAAGUCUUCAGCGCCGGCGGCACCACCAUCGUCCAGCGCGGGUGGUUGGAUGUUUUCCCCUACGAGCGGUGGAACAACACCCUCAUCCCAAACUACCAAGCUGGCGAGGCUUUUGAGCCGUCUGCGGUCCACCUCAGCAAAGGCUGCACCGCGGCCCCACCGCACCUGAGCGAGACAAACCUCAUUUCCCUGAUGGACAGCAACGGCAUCGGCACGGAUGCCACCAUCGCCCAGCACAUCAAGACCGUCCUCGACCGAGAAUACGUGAGGCGUGAGGGACAGGCGCUGGUGCCGACGCGGCUCGGCAUCGCACUGGCGUCCGCCUACGAGGCACUAGGCCUCGGCAGUCUCCUCCAGCCGCAGCUGCGUGCCCAGAUGGAGCUGGCCAUGGGCGACAUCGCCAACGGCGGGGCGACAAAGGAGCAGGUGGUGGCGGCCGCCGUGCAGCUCUACGAGGAGAUCUUUAGUCGUCUUUCUGCCAGCACGGCGGCCUUCUAUGAAGAGCUGAAGCGUCAUCUUGGGCCCGCUGCAGCUGCCGGCGGCGAUUAUCGUGACGCCACACUUGCAGAUGCAACAGCAGCCGUAACCGGACCGGCGACGGUGGUAGCCGCCGGCCUGAGUGGUUGUGGGUCAUGUGACCGCCGGAUGGACCUCGUGGAGUGCCACGGCGAGCGCGAGGUGUGGGCGGUGCGGUGUGAUGGGUGCAGCAAGUCGUAUCGCGUGCCAAACGGUCGUCUCAACACACUGGAACCGGUGACGCCGCCGCACCGGUGCCCGCUUUGCGGGUUCGCGGUGUUGCGUGUGACAAACCGCGACAAGCAGACCUCCUACACCGUCUGCCCCUACUGCUUCACGCACCCGCCCACCGCGGGGUCGACGAGCGGCGUAGUGCCGGACAUGGAGGCGACCGCUGAGUUUCGCUGCUUCCAGUGCAUGGCAGACUGUCCACUGGCGAAGGGUCUCGAGUCGAUUGGCAUUACGCCGUGUAUCGCGUGUCGGCAGAACGAACUGCGGCUGCGCGCGAGCUCCAACGGCUACUUCCUCUCCUGCAAAGGCUACCCGAGCUGCAGCCUGCUCGUGUCGCUCCCUGCGGCCACCGCAGUGAAACCCUGUCCCACGCAGCGGUGUCCCUCGUGCAACGCAGUCCUCCUCACCUUUGAUUUUCGUGGGGUGCAGGGUGUGCCGGGUCUGAAUACGGUGGAUACCAUCUGCGUGAGCUGUGACGCACGCAUCAAAGACUACAUCUCCGUCAAGGGCUUUCCCGCUGCGGGCAGCAACUCGGCUGGGGCGGGAGGCAACGGUAACGGCAGCAACGGCGGCCCGUCCAACGCCGCAUACACGCUGCCCUCCGUUGUCGCCGCCGCGGCCUCCGGUCGACGCGGGGGUGGCGGCGGUAAGAAGAGCAGUGCCGGUGCUGCUGCUUCCGUGAACAAAUCGGGUGAUGGCGCAGGUGCGAUGUGCGGGUGCGGGGUGCCGGCGAAGCAGCUGGUGUCUCGCAAGGAGGCAUCGAAAGGCAAGCGCUUCUUAACCUGCGCCAACCGACAGUGUGGUUUCUUUCAGUGGCUAGACUGA